UGUCACUUGUUUGAUGUUUUGUUUUUCGUGAAAUGUCAACACGAAGCAGCUCGUUUUUAUUUCCUUUAGAACAAAAAUAAUUUAUUUAUUAAACAAUUCCACCUUUAUUUAAAUGAAAUAAACAUGUUUCUAAAAAAAUUCCUUCAAAUAAAUAACUUUUCUACAAGAGCCACUGAUUCAAUUUACGUGACAACACCAAUUUUUUAUGUAAAUGCUUCUCCUCACAUUGGUCAUUUGUAUUCAGCUGUAAUUGCUGAUGCCAUAGUUCGUUAUCAACGCUUAAAGAAUCCCCAAGUUGAAUCACAUUUUUGCACUGGAACCGAUGAACAUGGGACAAAAAUCCAACAAGCUGCUGCCAAUAACAAAGUUGUUGUAGGAAAGUAUUGUGAUAACAUUUCACAAAGUUACAGAAAUGUGUUCCAAGAAGCUCGAAUCCAACACACUGAUUUUAUUCGAACAACAGAAGAACGUCAUAAAAAGGCUGUGAGACAUUUUUGGAAUGAAUUAAAAUCUCGAGGACACAUUCAUUCAUCUCAAUACAAUGGAUGGUAUUGUGUUUCAGAUGAAACAUUCCUCACAGAUAGUCAGUUGAAAAUUAAUCCAGAUGGUAGCAAAUGCUCUUUGGAAUCUGGCCAUCCUGUCGAAUGGACAGAAGAGACAAAUUAUAUGUUUAGUUUGUCCAAGUUACAAGAAGAUGUGAUUUAUUGGGUGAAACAAGGUGGACGUAUUCGUCCGGCAAAAUUCGAAAAGAUUCUGCUAGAUUAUUUGAAUGAACCAUUGCCAGAUGUUUCAAUAUCGAGACCAUCGAAUAGAGUUCAUUGGGCUAUUCCGGUGCCAGAUGAUGAUAGUCAAACUGUUUAUGUUUGGUUAGAUGCAUUGAUAAAUUAUUUAACUUCGGCGGGCUAUCCAAAUGAAAUGUUUCGAAAAAAAUGGCCACCAACUACUCAAGUUAUUGGAAAAGAUAUUCUAAAAUUCCAUGGCAUAUAUUGGCCAGCAUUUCUAAUUGCUGCAGGUUUAGAACCACCUCAGCAAUUGUUCGUACACUCACACUGGACUGUUGACGGCCAGAAGAUGUCAAAGAGUAAAUUUAAUGUAGUCGACCCAAUGGAAGCAUCACAAAUUUAUACAAUGGAAGGAUUACGAUAUUUUCUUUUGCGAGAAGGAGUUGCUCACAGUGACGGCAAUUACAGCAGCACGAAAGCUUUACGUAUCCUUAACUCAGAACUUGCGGACACCUUGGGUAACCUUCUAUCGCGAGGGUGUGCCAAAUCCCUUAAUCCGCGUCAACUUUAUCCUCGCAUUUAUGUUCAUCACUGCAACGAAAUCCUGCGAUUAGAUGCUGCCAGACGCCUUCAAGAGGUACUCUCUGAACUUCCAGAAAAAUGCGCCCAACACUAUGAAGAAAACAAUUUCUAUUUAGUUGUGGAUAAGGUUAUGGCAGCUCUCCAUGCGACAAAUAACUUUUUCGAGUCCUCUAAGCCAUGGGAAUUGAAAAAGAAACCAUCAUCAUCUCCAUCGGAAGCAAUAACCGACAACUCAGCAAGUGAACGCUCGCAAAAGCUAGAUACUAUCCUUUCGAUGACAAUGGACAGCCUUCGCCUUUGUGGCAUCAUCUUGCAGCCCAUUAUACCGGACAUGAGUUCGAAACUCUUGGACAAGUUGAGUGUCUGUCCGAGUCAGCGUACAUGGCAAAACUUGAAGCAAUCUUUUGUAGUCGAUGUAAAUAGUCGACUUGAAGAUACACUUUUGGCCGAUACGAAUCCAGUACUUUUUCGACGUAUCCUUUUGCAGGAUGAUAAAGAAAAACAACAACAACAAUCUGCCCAACAGCAUCAAAAACAACAACUGCCAAAGAAAUCCCAGCAAAAGAGAACUAACAAAGCACAAUAAUGAUAGAACGUCUAUUUGGUCGUGCAAACACAACACAGAGUCAUCAUUUCGUGCGGUGCACAGUUAAAAGGAACUCAACAAAAGGAUUUGUUUCGAAGAAUAGAAAUCCAGCAAAAAAAACUAUAUAACUGAAAUUUAAAAAUUGCAGUGUGCGACUGAUAAUGGAAAUAACAAUAAAUGUUAAAGUUUAUAA
Molecule: messenger RNA, 2083 nt
Organism: Episyrphus balteatus (marmalade hoverfly)
Lineage: Eukaryota; Metazoa; Arthropoda; Insecta; Diptera; Syrphidae
Gene: MetRS-m
Product: methionine--tRNA ligase, mitochondrial
Exons: 7
Coding region: 124-1890 (588 amino acids)
Biological process (GO): methionyl-tRNA aminoacylation
Molecular function (GO): methionine-tRNA ligase activity; ATP binding
Source: RefSeq, a predicted model, not a curated record